Molecule: messenger RNA, 2262 nt
Organism: Exophiala aquamarina CBS 119918
Lineage: Eukaryota; Fungi; Ascomycota; Eurotiomycetes; Chaetothyriales; Herpotrichiellaceae
Product: ATP-binding cassette, subfamily F, member 3
Exons: 2
Coding region: 1-2262 (753 amino acids)
Molecular function (GO): ATP binding; ATP hydrolysis activity
Source: RefSeq, a predicted model, not a curated record
AUGGAAGCGGAAAUUCAAGCUCGAAUUCCUAACAUCGAUCAUGUGUUAUCGGAGUACUCCGUGGGGUAUCUAAAUCAUGCAUCCAAACUCUAUGUAUCCGAAGAUGAUCCUUCUGCAGAGUCACCAUUAAGUGAAGCUCUCGAGACCGUAACUUCACUGCUUGUAUCUGCCUCAGGCAAUUUCUCUGAGCAAAAUGAAGCCGCAAUACGGAACUUGGUGGAACAAUUCGUUUCGAAAUUCAGUGAGGCCAAUGGCAUAGAUUCUGAGAGGCGGCAGAUGCCUUUUGCUGCCAAAAGAUUGGAGCAGACUAUCCAAGUCAGCUCUCAACGCAAUGUGUCAUCCACUCUGGGACUGACAGGUGCUGCCGUUGAUCUCGAAGCUGCUAAUGCCCGCAAGGUCGAAUCGAAAGUUGACAAGAAGAAGCUUGAAAAGGCCGAGCGGAAGAUUCGAGCCAAGCAGGACAAGAAAGUAAUGAAGAAUGUCGAAUAUGAGGCCUCCAGGUUGAUAGACCAGCCUGAUGCCGCACAGUCAUACGAAGAGUUCUUCAUGGCUGUCAAUCCUCUACAACUCGGUUCUGAUGCUCAAUCCAAGAGCAAAGAUAUCAAAGUAGAUAGCAUUGACGUGUCAAUCUCCGGCAAACGAAUUCUUACCGAUACAUCUCUCACUUUAGCGUACAGUCGCAGAUACGGUUUGGUUGGUCAGAACGGUAUCGGCAAAUCAACCUUGCUACGGGCUUUGAGUCGUCGUGAGGUGGCCAUUCCAACCCAUAUCUCAAUUCUUCACGUAGAGCAGGAGAUCACAGGAGAUGAUACUCCAGCUCUUCAGGCUGUUCUUGACGCAGAUGUCUGGCGUAAGCAUCUACUUGCAGAGCAAGAAAAGAUCACCCAACAACUAGCCGAGCUCGAGGCCGAACGUUCUACACUAGCGGACACAUCGAAGGAUGCCGGACGUCUUGACAAGGAAAAGGACGGGCUUGACAUCACCUUAGGAGACAUACAAGCCAAGCUCGGUGAAAUGGAAUCUGAUAAGGCAGAAUCUCGCGCGGCCAGUAUCCUGGCAGGUUUGGGAUUCUCGACGGAACGUCAACAAUAUGCCACCAAAACGUUCUCGGGUGGUUGGCGUAUGAGAUUGGCCCUAGCCAGAGCAUUGUUCUGCGAGCCAGAUCUGCUGUUGCUGGACGAACCUUCCAACAUGUUGGAUGUGCCAUCAAUCACCUUCUUGUCCAACUAUCUCCAGACGUAUCCCAGCACAGUACUAGUCGUCUCGCACGAUCGAGCAUUCCUCAACGAAGUGGCGACGGACAUCAUCCACCAACAUUCUGAACGCUUGGACUACUACAAGGGUGCCAAUUUCGACUCCUUCUACGCCACUAAAGAAGAACGAAGAAAGACGGCUAAACGCGAAUACGAAAACCAGAUGGCACAAAGAGCUCACCUGCAGGCAUUCAUCGACAAAUUCAGAUACAAUGCCGCAAAGUCCUCGGAGGCGCAGUCUCGUAUCAAAAAGCUGGAGAAGAUGCCAGUGCUUGAAGCUCCCGAGGCUGAAUAUCUAGUCCACUUCAAGUUUCCAGAUGUGGAGAAACUAUCUCCACCAAUCAUCCAAAUGUCCAAUGUAUCGUUCGGAUAUUCCCCAGAUAAGAUCCUGGUCCGAAGUGUUGAUCUCGAUGUCCAACUGGACUCUAGAAUCGGUAUUGUGGGACCCAACGGUGCGGGUAAGACUACGGUUCUCAAGCUCUUGAUCGGACAGCUGCAGCCUACAACCGGGCUGAUCUCGCAGAAUCCUCGUCUACGUAUCGGCUUCUUUGCUCAGCAUCAUGUGGACGCGCUUGAUAUGAACACAUCGGCCGUGGGGUUUAUGCAGAAGAACUACCCUGGUAGAACCGACGAGGAAUAUCGAAGACAUCUUGGUGCCUUUGGCAUUACUGGUAUGACUGGCUUGCAAAAGCUUGAGCUUCUAUCCGGAGGCCAGAAGUCCAGGGUUGCAUUUGCCUGCCUGUCAUUGACGAAUCCACACAUUCUGGUUCUUGACGAACCGUCAAAUCACCUUGAUAUCGAGGCUAUGGACGCGUUGUCAACUGCAUUGCAGCAAUUUCAGGGGGGUGUACUAAUGGUCAGUCACGAUGUUACGAUGCUGCAGAACGUUUGCACGAGCCUGUGGGUGUGUGAUAAGGGUACCGUAGAGAAAUUCCCUGGCGACGUGAAUGCGUACAAGAAGAAGAUUCUGGCCCAAGCAAAUGAGGCAGGCGUGGUCCAGGCUCACUGA